This is a messenger RNA of Drosophila biarmipes, 879 nucleotides long. RefSeq names its product mitochondrial import inner membrane translocase subunit Tim23 (gene Tim23). Gene Ontology annotation, biological process: protein import into mitochondrial matrix. Gene Ontology annotation, cellular component: mitochondrial inner membrane; TIM23 mitochondrial import inner membrane translocase complex. Lineage: Eukaryota; Metazoa; Arthropoda; Insecta; Diptera; Drosophilidae. Gene Ontology annotation, molecular function: transmembrane protein transporter activity. The transcript has 4 exons. The coding region runs from base 166 to 780 and encodes 204 amino acids. The record is from RefSeq and is a predicted model, not a curated record.
CAUCUGAAAUCGUUUGAUUUUGCCAGUAUUGAGAAUCGAGCAUGCUUGUAUACAGAUGUCAACCGAAAAAAGUUCGAAAAGGAGCGGAGCGCAAAUAAUAUUUCUUUGAACGGUAUUCGGGAGUUGUGACAAAUACUAUAAGAAUCACCAAAUACAAAUUCAAAAAUGAGUGACGAUUUUUUAAAGGAAACAUUCUCAAUACCCUCAUCAGCGACCGAAGCAGCAAGCGCAAACUACGCUCCUGUUUCAAAAACUUAUAGUAGUGCUCCUGUCUCGCCGUAUCUCAAUUAUGAUUCACGAUACCUACUGCAAGCACAGCCAGAAUUCAUAUUUCCCGAGGGUGCCAAUAAACAGCGUGGGCGCUUCGAGCUGGCCUUCUCACAAAUAGGUACUUCGGUGAUGAUUGGAGGCGGAAUCGGCGGAAUGGCAGGUGUCUACAAUGGUUUCAAAGUCACCAAGGCGCUCAAACAGACGGGAAAACUUCGACGAACGCAGUUAAUUAAUCACAUUAUGAAGCAAGGUUCGGGCACGGCGAAUACGUUGGGUACACUGGCGGUACUUUAUUCGGCGUGUGGGGUGUUGUUGCAGUUCGUCCGAGGGGAGGAUGACCAUAUAAACACAGUGAUUGCAGGAUCUGCCACAGGACUGUUAUACAAGUCAACAGCUGGCCUACGUAGGUGUACAUUUGGUGGCGCUAUUGGGCUAGGCAUUUCGUCGCUGUAUUGCUUAUAUCUGUUAGCACACGAGAAUAGUACAAACUCAAGUCACAAACUCCUCUAGAAGGUUUCUAGCUAGAGGAUAUUAAUAAUAUACAAAGUCAUUGUUCAUAUUUGAUGCUCCUAACCGUGUAAAAUGAAGUUUUGUUUUAUAUUACCUAAA